CACUUGCCCCCCCGCGAGUCCCGCCUCCCGCCGCGGCUGGUGCAGGCAGGGCGGCGCCGCCCGCAGGCGGGUCCCUCGCGCCCGCACCCCUCGUCCCGCGGGCCUAGCUGUGCUGAGCAGUGGGAGAGGCCCUCGAGGCGUGGGGUUGUGCCUGUUCCUAAAUCAGCGGUUCCCAGGCUGUGGGUCGCAACCCCAAAUGCAGCUGCAACAUGGGGAGGGGCUGUGGGUGGGGAGAUGGGGCCAGACGAGGGGUCAUGCUGAGGAAGAGUUUGGGAAGCUGUGUCCUGAACCCUCCAGGGGUCCUCAGGAGCAUCUCUCUAAGAGCUGUCAGUCUCUCUGCCUCUGCCUCUCUCUUCCUGUUCUUCUCAGAUGUCUGCCUUUAAAGCUGAUUGACUCCCUCCAGCAAGAUUUUUUGAUCUACAAAAAUGUCCUUUGUUCACAAUAUGAAGAAAAAAUACAAGAGCAUGCUUCAAAUCUUUGUAGACACAUAAAUGACAGGCUGAAAGACAUUGAAGAUUUUCAUAAAAAGAGAGAAGCCCAAAUUCGACAAAGCUAUCAGCAGCAGCUCUCUGAUGCACUUGCUGUUCCCAGAGUGGACUUUGAGAAACAUUACUUCAUAAAUGAAGAUGCAGACUCCUCAAUAGCAGAACACAUGCAGGUUUUAAUGAAUAAACUCUUGGAACGAGACUCUAAAAUUCAAUAUUUAGAAGCAGAAUUACAAGAAUAUCAAGAACAUGAAUGUGUAAAAAUGAUUAUCUUUGAAGAUGAUGACCAGGAAAAAAAAAUGCUUGAAAAAGAAAAUGAGGAUUUCAAGCAAGAGGUUUCUAGACUGUAUGAUAUGAUUUUGCAUCUUGAAAAUUCUCUGAAACUGAGUGAAAAAGAAAAUAAAAAAUUAGAUACGAAAGUUCGAGAUAUGCAAUUAAAAAUGGAAAAUGAUGAGAAAACUGUUAUAAAGUUAAUUACAGCUCAUGAAGAAAUGAAGAAGGAACUUCAAAAUGAGAAAUUACUAGUUAAGAGUCUGCAAUUCAAAGAAGCAAAGGAAGACAUUGAAACUGAAGUGGAAAUUAAAGUAACUAGUACAGAGACAAAGACUGCAGCAUUGCAAGUAGAAGAAAAAGACACAAAACAGCUGAAGGAAGUAGUGAGAAGUGAACGUGAAAAUAUAAUGUCUCUUGAGAAAAAAGAACUGCAAAAGAGAGAACCACAAAAAGGAGAAUCUCAAAAGGGGCUCAUAAGCAAGAAACCAAAGAAGACUCCUAGUGAAAAGAUAGUUGAAAAGGAAGAUGAAAAGAGAGCAUUGCUUGCUGAAAUUGAGAAGCUGAGAAAGUCUGAAGGUCGAGAGAGGCAACACAUAGAAAGUCUUAAAAAGGAAGUUGAACAUGUCAACCGAAGUUGGGCAAAGAAAUUUGAAAUUCUAAAGAAAAGCCUCCAUGCCAUUAAGAAUGAGAUGUUUCUUAGGCAAUCUCUACAGCGUCAGUCAGCAUCAUUUAACCAUGCAACCUUCAGUCAAACAGUUGCUGUUCCUCUGUGUACUGAAACUGGUUCAAGCGAAAUGAAGAUGGAUAGAGGUGGUUUAUAUGUGCCCUCACGUUUGCCACAGAUACCUUCCCAAUCAUCUACAGAGAGAAAAGAAAAGAAAGGAGGGGUUACAGAUGUUCAGAUUACAAUUGGAACAGAAAUGUACAAUUUGUAUGAAGAUGGAUCCAAAUGUCAAUUUUGAUUCUACCAGCAUUUCUAAGGCACAUCAUCAACCAUGACUAAGUUUUUCCCUAAGUAUAACUGAAAAACAAGGCUAGUCUUCCAAAGCUGUUCUACUCAUGCUGCUUUGAUGCUUUUCAGCGGUCCCAUUAUGAUGGAGCUAGUGAUAGCAUAUGUAGACACUUUGCUUCUGUUGCUGUACUGCUUCAAGGAACAAAGUAUUUUUACUCAGCAAGUGAAACUUCCACAAGAUUAUUAUUGUUUACUUGGGAAAAGGCUUCAGACAAAUUUUGAAAGUCACAAAGUUGCUGCUUAUCACCACAGAACAUUUGAUGUGCUUCAAAAACUACAAGAACCAUGGUGACAUUCAAAAGCAAGAUAGAAGAAAAUGUUGUUUUGCCGGACAACACUAUACUUCAAGGCCACUGCCAUGAACACAUUGAAAAUGUGCCCUUACAUAGAAAAAAAAUCACAAAUCCAGCUAUAUAAAAUGAAAUAAUGGAAAAUAUACCUCUUAAAAUUGUGAAAAAUAUUUCUGAGUAAAAUUUUGGAUAAUGAUGAUAAUUGAAAUAUUAUGAUAAUUAUGAUAAAUGAAAAAAACAGCUUCUCCAAAAAUAGAGUAAGUGUUUUUGUGACCAUGAUAUCUUGGUGACAUGGAUAUUCAUAAAUUACACGUUGGAUUAUGCAAUGUAGCUUUUACUUACCAGACGUAAUCAUAUCAAUAAGUGGAGCUAUAAUAGAACAUUGAAAUGUAAGCAUUGACAGCUAUUGCAGAUAUACUAUGAAGAUCACUAAUAGGUAAAGGUUAGUAUCAGGGGCUGUGUUUACAUGAGAUACUGACUGCACAGUUGUUACUGUGCAGUCAUUUAGUACUUGCAUAACCAAGUACUAAAUAACUGCGCAGUAACCGGCAGUAGCAUCCCUGCAUGGCUUCGAGGAGACGCUAUCUGCGCAGUAGCUUGUUACGACUGCGCUGUAGCAUCACAUCACAGUUCAUACCCUACAAUGCUACUGUGCAGUAUGAAUGAGCUAUUGCACAGCAGUAAUGAGGUACUGCACAGUAAACAUGUGGUGUUGACAUGGCCAGGCACAGCAGUCAAUCUGUAGCGAAAGUAACCACCAACAGCAACUACAUUUUGCUAUGAACAUACUUUACAUUUCACAGUACCUUAUGAAAAGGUACUAACAGAUACUCCUGCUUUUGCUUACAAAAAGGCAACAUUAAUUUGAAAAUCAGAUUAACAAAAUGCCAUAUUUCUGGGCAUAAAAUAUGGGGUUUUAAGUACAUUACUAGGCACCUGUAUCUGUCCAACAAGAUGGACCCUCAAUGCAGAUGCAUUGGCAUCCAUUUCUGAGAGCUUACUUGUGCACUGGGAAACUUGCGAGGUUGUAAAUGAUGCAGCAGAAGAUCUUGAUAUAGAUCAGCUGAAUUGGGAUAUAGCAGCUCAGAUGAAAAGUUUAACUUUCUCUUUGGUACUGCAGGAAGCUAAAGUGUUAACCACAGCCUGUCUGUAGGAGGUGGAUAUUUCAGUAACAGUAACUUUUUCAGCAAACAUCUCUUAUAAUAAAGACAAUUUAGUCUAUCCAAUACAAUGAAAACUUCUACUUUAUUCUGGUAGCUAAUCUACUAGAAAAGUUUAAAAUUGGAGAAUGUCAAAAAGCCUGAGCUUCCAAGGAUGAAAAAGUUCCCAAGAAAAUGUAAAUAGGGGACACCUAGAUUCAUCAAAGGAGUUGCAUAAGUACAUCUACUGGAAGGAAUUGAUUUAUGGUGGCCAAUAUUCAGCCAAAAUUUGAAGAGACUCCAAAACUUCCCAAAAAUCUUUACACGUCCAUAACAACUGCAGACAUAAUAGAAAUGUAAUUUCAAGAUACGUCUUGGGUUUAUGGUUUCAAUUUCAUUCAUGACCAACUGAUUAUUAACCUUUAUUAAUUGCAAGUAAAGUGUCAUCUUAAUAGAAAGAAUGUUUGAAGCCCGUUCAUAAAUACUUCUCUUCACUCAGCCAAACUGAAUGUCAGAUGUUCUCCAAAGUGAUGAAAUUGAUAACAACUACUUUGGUGGCACUGACAGCCAUUGCUGUACGUGAGAGUAGUUGUAAUUAUACAUGGCUUUAAUGCACAAUGGAAAAAUCAUGUGUAGGAUUUUAUAAGAACACAAGAGCAAAACUGAUUACUGACGGCUGACAUAUUUGGAAGAAUUCACAGUAAGACAUCCAAAGCGAAGAACGUGAUUUGUAACUUUCUGAGAUCUGAAAAACUAACUCUUCAGGUUUUAAAAAGUAGUUCUUUAACAAGUACAUUUUUGCCCUGACUAAAUUUGGUAACUUUUAGCAAAAUUAGAUAAAAAAGCCUCUGUCUCAAAUGCAUUUUUCUUUUAUUUACUAUUGCAGUCCCUAAAGUUCAGGGAGCAAAAGUCAUUUCAAUCCCCCAAUUUUACAGUUGAAGUCUAAUUAAAAAUACAAGUGGUUUUCAAUGUAAUUAAGCACUGCCUUUCAUAAAUAAGCACAAGUGCUUUAUUUGACUAUAAAGACUGGUUUAAAAUUUAGGCGUUGAAAAAUCAGGAAAAAUUAUUAUAAUUAUUACAGUGGAGUCUGACCUCUUGUAUAAUGCAAUCAAAUAAUUAAUAAACACUCAUUUUGCAGUGUUGCUGUGCUUGGUUACAGCUUAAAAGUUCUGCCCCACCAGUGACUGUAUUCCAGUUUUUAGAGUAAUGACUAAUUUAUCUCUUAACUAUUGUACAGUAAGAUGAAGAGCACUGCAUAAUUGAAUGUACAGUAUAGUGAAUAACAACAUUAAACAAUUUAAGGAGAAAUUUCAGAACUAUUAAAUUAUCUCAGCUACAAAGCAUCAAUCACAAAAAAAGGAAAUAUAACUAUGCCAGAAAGACAGCUAUUACCAAGAAAUAGCCUAUUUGAAAUCUCUUGUUUCUGUUAUGAAAGUAAAUUGAUACAUCAAAACAAAAAAAGAUGUUGCACCAAGGAAUUACCGUGAAAAAACUGUUGACUUCAAUAGUAUCUAAAGCUUAACUAUAAUUUCAUCAUAUGUAAUUGGAAGCAUUCCUAUUGUACAGAUGCAAAAUUAAAAUCAUCAUGAUCUACAGCAUGAAACAUGUUUUUCAUUAAAAUGUAUAUUUUAGAAUGUUCUGCACAUUUUUCUGCAAAUUAAUAGUUCUAAAAUUAGGAUGAUUUCCAAUUCGGGUUGACUCUUCAAGAGAAAAGACAGGUAAUUUUAGGCAGACACACACAUAGACAAUCACAUAUUUAUUCUUUUUUUAUCACUAGUUCACCCUUUUCUAUCUGUGGAGCCAUGCUCUGUGUGCCUGAUUCCACAGCCACUACAAAGUUUCUAUUGGUUUUGGUGGUGCACGAUUCAGUCCUUUUGUAUUGAUCUCCACCCACUUGUUACCUUUCAGCACCAUAAACACUGCACAUAGUUCAUGCAUUCUGUCAGCAAAGUAGACCCUCCUAGCAAGAAUGGUACUUGGUAACAACCUAUCCAGGCUUCAAAAGCCAGUAUUCCACAUCAUUCAUAAUUAGUGAUGGACUUUCAUUCAUGUUUCAGGGAUCUCUCUCUUUUAUAGGACUAUUCUGCGUGAGUAAGAUCCAUAGGGCCAUAUCCAGAAAUUUAAAUUAAUUGUCGUCACUAAGUAAUUUUUUCUAGAGAAUGACCCAUGAAGACAGGGGUGCUCAACCCCCAGCCCACAGAGUCAUGUGAUCCAGCCCUCAGGGCUUCCCAUAGGUCUGGAAAUUUGGUGAGGGGAGUGUUGGCAAUUAAUGCUGCUACCAUUCCCCCACUGCUAGAUUUCCAAGCCCCACAGGCCAGAUAACUAGAUUCCACUAGCAUACAGGGAGUUGGGACCAAGACAGCAGGGCCCAGUCCAAUGCACAUGGGGCUGGAUCUGAGGCUAGGACUGGAGAUGCAGGACUGAUCCUGCAUGCACAGGGUUGGGGCUAGGGCAGUAGGGAUCCAAUUAGGUACACAUAGGGACAAGGCUGGAGCAGAGGGCCCUAAUGUGGCAUGCCAGGGCUGGGACUGGGGUGGCAGGCCUGAUCCAGCAUAGUGCUGGGGCUGGGGCCACAUCUGCAAUAUAGUGUGCAGGAUUGGGCCCACAGAAUGGAUCUGGCCGAUAAGCCAAUCCCACACCACUCAUCUGGCCAAUGGGGCCAAAAGAACUGCUUGGGCACUACCGCAUUAAGAUAACUGUAAAGUCAGUGUGACCAGUGCUGCAUUGGUUUGGCAGCUUGGACUUCAGUCAGAUGAAUAAUGUAACUGCUCUCAGAGACUAAUAUUUUGAUAUUUGGAAAAUGAAGAAGCAAUAAUGUUCUAACAAUUAUGCUUUAAUCUAACAAUAAGAUAGUAAAUAUCUAUAUUGAACAAGAAUACACCAAAGGAAUAGAUAUAUGAGAAGAUUUUUUGAUUUCAAAAGCAUUAAAGCUCUGCAUUAUGGACAUUAUAUUUAAAUAAACUAGAUCAUUAGAUAAAUUUGCAGUAGUAAGUAUAGUGAAAGAGAAUAUUUGUCAGCAUUUAAAAGUUUGCAUAAGCAGGGAUAAGACAUUCAUAAGUAAAAUUUGCAAGGAUAUUUUUUCUAUGUCUUGUUUAACAGUGAUAAAAUUGGGUAGCUAAGAACAUCUUUACCUUCCAUUGUAUGACAUGUACUGGAGUUGAUUUUAUGUACUCAAGAAGACUUUUCUCACAGUCUGGUAUUUGGAUACUAUUGACUUUGUAAUCUCUGGACACAUUCUUAAUGAGUAGAAAAGACAUGAAUCUCAAAGAUAAAAACUCAGAAUAACAGUGAUUCUUUAGGACUUGUCAGCAAGAGAAAGCGCAAACAUAAAUAUCUGAUUUACAGAAGCAACACAAAUUAUUCUGCUAGAUUACAUUGUUUGUUUCUGUUUCAAAUUACUCUGUCAAUCCAGGAUGAAGGGGUUAAGAGGUCAGUUUAAAAAGUGGUUGAAAGGGCAAGGAAUUUUUCAUAAAUUUCAAAUCUAUAUUUGUAAAAGUAUUUUAGAUACAUAAAACCACUGUUUCCCUGUCCGAAUAAAAGACUUAUCCUGUUUC
Alligator mississippiensis (American alligator) is the source of this 6753-nucleotide messenger RNA. It is a transcript of the gene C5H10orf67, whose product is annotated as chromosome 5 C10orf67 homolog. The record is from RefSeq and is a predicted model, not a curated record. The transcript is spliced from 15 exons. The coding region runs from base 197 to 1720 and encodes 507 amino acids. NCBI's taxonomy places the organism in Eukaryota, Metazoa, Chordata, Crocodylia, Alligatoridae.